Messenger RNA from Penicillium vulpinum, 1548 nucleotides. It is a transcript of the gene nemA, whose product is annotated as Nem1-Spo7 phosphatase catalytic subunit NEM1. Gene Ontology annotation, molecular function: protein serine/threonine phosphatase activity. Lineage: Eukaryota; Fungi; Ascomycota; Eurotiomycetes; Eurotiales; Aspergillaceae. The transcript is spliced from 2 exons. The record is from RefSeq and is a predicted model, not a curated record. The coding region runs from base 1 to 1548 and encodes 515 amino acids.
AUGAACUCGCUGAACAUCCUGUCCUCGCGAGUCAUUGGCCAAUCUUCCAGCUCUUCACGCCACAGAUCACAGUCCCAAGGCGAUAGCAAACGUGCACCUCUACCGACAGACUUCUCGAAACUCCGGUCUUAUAGCGAGGAUAACUUUCGGUCCCUCGACCCCACCGAGAAGAGCUAUGACGGUGGACCACCGCCCGUGGGCGAAUAUGGAGAGGAAGAUGUGCCCUAUGAAUUAGACGAGAAGACACAGUUACUGCAUGAAGCUCACAAGAAAGGCACGCUCACUGCUCGAAGUACUUGGCGACUAAUUACCCAACGAUUUUUCGAUGCGAUCACGGAAACCCUCAAGUUCAUCAUGUCUACGUUUGCUGCACCCGGUGUGUAUUUGGCUCAAUGCUUUCAGGCCGAAGAUGGUCACUACUCGCUCCUUGCACCUGUUCGGAAAUUGCGGCGCUCUUCUGCUGCCCCAACAAUGCGGCCGGAUAAGGCCAUCCGGGUGGAAGGUCGGCGCCGGAGUGGCUCCACCCGGAAGCUGCGAUCUCAAGGCUCUCACGAAUCUAUUAUAUCAACAACGUCAGAGUCUGACACAGAUCGACGACAUAUCAAGCAUCUAUCAACCGGGAAGAACCGGCCUACCAAGACGAAAGGUCACGAUCCUGAUUCAAUCCCAGAAGCGGAAGAGAAUGAGAACACGCCCCGUCGGUCUAUACGAAUCAAGCUCCAUAAUGAAGAAUCUCUCAAGCGGCAGAAACAUCGAAGAUCCCAGACUGCGGAUUUAGGGCAUCCGGUGCCCAAGGGUGUCUCUCGAGUCCAGGGUGCUGUCCACCUGGACAGCUUGAAGUCCCCAACCUCUCCCAAUAUCCACCGCAUAACAAAGUACCCGCAUUCUCCAACUCCACCACGCCCACUCCUCCCGCCACGAGUACCUUCAUAUACUGCAGCUCCCCGCAAUGCGAGGCCUCCGCAGAAGACCUUGGUGCUGGAUCUCGAUGAGACCCUAAUCCAUUCGCUUGCCAAGGGUGGCCGGAUGUCCAGUGGUCACAUGGUCGAGGUCAAGCUCUCGAUACCUACGACUACUUCAUUAUCCCCGGGCGGACCGCAAACGACACUGGGCCCCCAGCACCCCAUUUUGUACUACGUGCAUAAACGACCGCAUUGCGAUGAGUUCUUGCGCAAGGUUAGUAAGUGGUAUAAGCUCGUCAUUUUCACAGCUAGCGUUCAAGAGUAUGCCGACCCUGUCAUCGACUGGCUCGAGUCGGAGCGGAAAUACUUCCAAGGCCGUUUAUACCGACAGCAUUGCACAUUCCGUAACGGGGCGUACAUCAAGGACCUGAGUUCUGUGGAGCCGGAUCUGAGUAAGGUGAUGAUUCUGGACAACAGCCCGAUGAGUUAUAUCUUCCACGAAGAUAAUGCGAUUCCUAUCGAAGGUUGGAUCAAUGACCCCACGGAUAACGGUCUGCUCCACUUGGUUCCCAUGCUCGAAGCUUUACAGUCUGUCACGGAUGUCCGGGCUUUGCUGGCACUUCGCCGUGGUGAAAUCGAGUCAUGA